Messenger RNA from Colletotrichum orchidophilum, 1554 nucleotides. Its product is annotated as amino acid permease. Gene Ontology annotation, biological process: transmembrane transport. The record is from RefSeq and is a predicted model, not a curated record. Gene Ontology annotation, cellular component: membrane. The coding region runs from base 1 to 1554 and encodes 517 amino acids. Gene Ontology annotation, molecular function: transmembrane transporter activity. The transcript is spliced from 5 exons. NCBI's taxonomy places the organism in Eukaryota, Fungi, Ascomycota, Sordariomycetes, Glomerellales, Glomerellaceae.
AUGGCAGACAUCAAGACCCCCACCGACAUCUCGUCGAGUCCGGCGCGCAGCGUCGAUGCGGCUCCGGAGAAGACCCUCGACGCUGACGAGAUGCGUCUGGCACAGAUGGGCCACACCCAAGAGCUCCAGCGCCACUUCAGCACCCUCAGUCUCAUCGGCCUCGCGUCGACGACGACAAUCUCGUGGACGGGCCUGGGCCUGGGCCUCAUCACCGAGAUCAAUGCCGGUGGGCCUGGCGCCGUCAUCUACGGCUUCAUCCUCGUCACGCUGCUGCAGUGCUUCCUCGGCGCGUCGCUGGCCGAGUUCGUCUCGUCGUAUCCCACCGAGGGCGGCAUGUACCACUGGAUUGCCGCCGUUGCGCCGAGGAGACUGACGGGAGUCUUGAGUUUCUUCACCGGUUGGUUCAGCGUGCUUGGCUGGAUCUUCACAACCGCGUCGACGAACCUGAUUUACGCCCAGGUUCUCAUGGCCUUGGUCGCGCUGUACCACGGAGACCUCGACAUCCAGGCGUGGCAGACUUUCAUCGUCUACCAGGGGCUGAACAUCAUCACCGCCGGGAUCGUCAUGUUUGGCAACAAGCUCAUUCCGGGACUGAACAAGUUUUCGCUCUUUUACCUGCAAAUUGGCUGGCUCGUGGUCAUGGUCACCGUGGUGGCGUGCGCCCCGACGCACCGCAACACCGAGUUCGUGUUCCGCACGUGGAUCAACAACACGGGCUGGGAGAACCAGGUGGUCUGCUUCAUCACGGGAUUGGUGAACCCUCUGUACAGUCUCGGUGGACUCGAUGGAGUCACUCAUAUCACGGAGGAGAUGCCGAACCCGUCUCGCAACGCGCCCCUGGCCAUCGCCAUCACUCUCUGCAUUGCCUUCGUCACCGGUAUCACCUACCUGAUCAGCCUCAUGUUCUCCGUCCAGGACUUUGAUGCGCUGUCCACCACCAACACCGGACUGCCGCUGGCUGAACUGUUCCGUCAAGUCACGCAGGGUGCCGGAGGAGCCUUUGGUCUGACAUUCAUCCUCUUCAUCGCUCUGGGCCCCUGCGUCGUCAGCUCCCAAUUGAGUACUGGACGUGUCUUCUGGGCCUUCUCCCGCGACGGCGCCAUGCCCUUUUCUCGGAUCUGGUCGAGAGUCCACCCCAAGUGGCAGAUCCCCAUGAACUCCCAACUCGCCGUCACCGCCAUCGUCGCAGCACUAGGAUGUCUCUACCUCGGCUCCUCGACCGCGUUCAACUCCCUCCUUGGCACCGCCGUUACGAUCAGCAACAUCUCAUACAUGUUCCCCAUCGUCACGAACCUCCUGACGGGCCGGAAGAACAUGCACCGCGGCGUGUUCCACAUGGGCCCUACCUGGGGUCCCAUUAUUAACGGCGUCACUGUCUGCUGGCUGACUUUUGCCAUCGUCUUCUUCUCUUUCCCGUACGUGAUGCCGGUGGAGCCCGCCAACAUGAACUACACCUGCGUUGUCGUUGGUGGGCUCACUGUCUUGGUCGGGGCCUGGUGGUUCAAGGCUGGCUCAAGUUACAGCGAGAAGAUGCUCCAGGCGAAGGAGGAGUAA